AUGCAGCUUUCACUUAUAGGCGCAGCCGUGCUCCUGGCUGCUCCCGGAGUCCUGGCCAAAACAAAGCAUGAAGUUCUUGGACCAAUUGUUCGCAUCCGGAACGGAACAAUUGUUGGCAAAUACGUCGAGACCUACGACCAAGAUCUUUUCUUAGGAAUCCCUUUCGCGCAGCCCCCAAUCGGAGAUCUUCGCUUCAACGCGCCUCAACCCAUCAAUGAGACCUGGACAACCCCUUUGAACGCCACUGCGUAUGGCGCUCAUUGUAUCAAUUACCUUCUGGGCUUACCUUUGGACCCCGCCGACCUCGCCACGAGAUAUCCUCAGAGCGAGGACUGCCUGACGAUCAAUGUUGUCCGACCAGCAGGAACGAAAUCCAAUGCACGUCUUCCUGUGUUGACUUAUAUAUACGGAGGUGGCUUUCAGGAAGGAGGCUCCGGCGAUGCAAGAUACAACGCCAGCGCUCUCGUCCAGAAGUCCGUUCAAAUUGGCCAGCCGUCAAUUGUUGUCACUAUGAACUAUCGUCUUCAAGGAUGGGGCUUUUUGGCUGGGAACAACGUGCGCAACCAAGGCCUCCUGAAUCUUGGUAUCCAGGACCAGCGACUUGCUCUGCGGUGGAUCCAGGACAAUAUUGCUACAUUCGGAGGAGACCGUCAAAGAGUCACCAUCCAAGGAGAAUCCGCCGGUGCUGCCUCGGUGGGCUUUCACUUAUUAGCCAAUGGAGGACGGAAUGACGGCCUUUUCAGUGCUGCAAUCUGUCAGAGUGGCGGACCCUACUUUUUUGGCAGCUUUACGCCAGAUGCCCAGUCGGAGAAGGCGUAUGAGAGCGUCCUGAAGGCAGCUAAUUGCACGGAUGCACACGACACACUGCAAUGCUUACGUGCCGCGCCUCUCGAAAUAUUGAACACGACCUUUGCUGGUUUGUCAUUCCUUCCGGUUAUAGAUGGAACCCUCGUCCCCGAAUACAGUUCUACGGCUCUUGCGAAGGGCCGCUUUGUGAAGGUCCCUCUGCUCAUCGGUACCAAUACCGAUGAAGGUAAGAUCUUUGCCGGCAUGGGUGUCAACACGACCGACGAAUUCGCCGGUUACAUCACGCAAUACCCAUAUAUUCAUACAGCCAACAACCAAACAAUCCGCGACCUGCUGGAAGCCUAUCCCGAGCUGGGCACCAACUCGACACAUGGUCAAUCGGACGAUACCCUCCCAGUGUCUGCGCCAUACGGAGAUCAAUUCCUGCGCACUGCCAGAUAUACCGGAGAUGCUAUUUUCAUUGCCGGGCGGCGAUACACCUGUCAAAUCUGGACUGAACAUGGCGUCCAUUGCUACAGCUACCGGUUUAACACAAUUCCCGGCGGCACCGAUCCGCUGUACGUUGGUGCGACUCAUUUUGAGGAGAUUGCAUUUGUCUUUGAUAACGUCUUGGGAAUGGGCAUGACAUCAAAUGCUUUUGAUGUUGAGCCCAUUGAGCGGGAAGAGAGCUACAAGAAACUAAGUGACAUGAUGGGCAGGAUGUGGAUGAGCUUUGCUGCGACACACUCGCCCAAUAAUCACAAAGUGAAAUCGUUCCGGACUGCCUGGCCUGCGUACAGCUUGAAGAAUCCCCGGAAUAUGGUGUUUGAUGGAAACGCGACGAGCUUCGUGGAAAAGGAUGAUUGGCGUACCGACGCACUGAAGUUGAUCAUCGAAAGAUCCUUGGAUUUCGGUCGUUGA
Messenger RNA from Ilyonectria robusta, 1707 nucleotides. RefSeq names its product putative extracellular lipase. Bases 1 to 1707 code for a protein of 568 amino acids. The transcript is spliced from 2 exons. The record is from RefSeq and is a predicted model, not a curated record. Gene Ontology annotation, molecular function: carboxylic ester hydrolase activity. Lineage: Eukaryota; Fungi; Ascomycota; Sordariomycetes; Hypocreales; Nectriaceae.